Molecule: messenger RNA, 870 nt
Organism: Prorocentrum cordatum
Lineage: Eukaryota; Dinophyceae; Prorocentrales; Prorocentraceae
Source: the annotation of a GenBank genome assembly
AUGUGCGCCUUGGCGGAGUUCUCGGGCGCAGUCAAGAAGGUGUUCGCCCAAACUCCUGGCAUCGACUCCAUGCCGGGCGAGGGCGAGAACAAGUACGUGGUGACGCGUGUACGACCUGAAGACUUGGAAGCCGGUCGACAUCGAGGUCGACGAGCGGCUCCCAGGGAACCCAAGCGGCAGCGGCCUGCUGGGCUGCGGCCCGAGCGCGUCUGGGGACCUGUGGGCACCCUACAUCGAGAAGGCGUGCGCCAUCCACUGCGGAGGAUGGGACAAGAUCAAUGGCGGCCAGUGCACGCACGCCUGGCGCAUGCUCACGGGCUGCAGAGAUCAGUACACCUUCAUGCCGGACGCCAGCGUCAAUGUACGGCUGCUUCGGGGCCAUUGAACCCCAACACCCACGAGUGGGAGGAGCUCGCCAACUCGCCGCACGACGGAUUCCGCGGCCUGUGGCCCCACCCGUGGCCCGAAGUGGGCGGCGGCGGCGGCCUGAUGCACAAGAUCGACUCGGACGAGAUGUUCGAGCGCAUGUGUGCGUUUGACGACGAGAACUACAUCAUGGGUGCGGGCACCAAGGCCGGCUCGGACACGCAGGACACCGACGGCAUCGUGGAUGGCCGCGCCUACACGAUCAUGGAUUGCGUCAACAACGCGGGGGGCACGGAGUUCGAUUUGAUCAAGGUGCGCAACCCGUGGGGCCAGGGCGAGUUCAAGUCGGGCAUGUGGGACGACGAUGGCCCUGGCUGGACGCAGUACCCUCAGGUUAAGGAAGCCCUGAAACCUGUGGCGGCCGAUGAGCGUGUGUUUUCUUGGUUGACAAAGAGGAGUUCUUCAAAUACUUCAAGACCAUCUACGUGUGCGCGAAGAACAUGA